CAAUGAAAGGUCAUGGGUUACUGAACACCACCACGUGAAGAAACACAAUCUCUAUAUAUCAAUGUCAAGCUACCCUUAUCCAAUCCAUCAAUUGCUUCACACAAGUAUAUCUCAAUUGCAGUCUUAGAUUGCAGAGCAUGGAACAAUCAGUCCCAAUUCUGAUUGUGGCCUGCACAAUCCUUACUCUUGGCUCUAGCAUUUUAUCUGCUACCCUCCCUUCUGACAUCCAAGCCCUGAUCCACUUCAAGAACUCAAUUGACAAAUCCAGUGUACACCCAACUUCAUGCUUAGAUUCAUGGGACUUCUCUGCAGCAGAUCCUUGUGUUUCAACAUCAGCGGCCCAUUUUGCUUGUGGUCUUCUCUGCGAUGUCCAAACUGGAGAGGAAAGCCGGGUCACAAGCAUUACUCUGGAUGGAGCAGGGUACAAAGGAUUCCUUCAUCCAUCCAUUGGGAAUCUCAGUGAGCUGGUCAAGCUUGAUGUAUCAGGAAAUGCCUUUAGUGGAGCCAUUCCUGAAACAAUAGGCCUGCUGAGUAAGCUAACAAGCUUGAAGUUGGCCAACAACCAGUUUUCUGGGUCCUUGCCUAGUUCAAUUGGCGGGCUUGUAAGCCUGCAAGGUAUGUCACUGGCAAGGAACCAGCUUGAUGGAUUCAUUCCCCAGUCAUUGAAUGGCCUUGUUGACUUACGAAGUAUGGAUUUGUCACAUAACAGUUUUAGUGGUGUAAUUCCACCUUUUAGAGGCAUGAGAUCAAUGCACAGUUUGGAUGCUAGUUAUAACAAACUUACAGGUGAGCUACACGCAGAGCUUCCACCUCUGCUAUCUCUGCUAAUACUAAGGGGAAACAUGCUAAAUGGAAGCUUGCCGGCCAAAUUGAAUUCAUUGCCAAGACUUAGCGUUCUGGAUGUGGCCUCUAAUAAAUUGAGCGGAAGUGUGGGCAGUACUCUGUUUGGGCACCCUUCACUGCAGCAGGUCAAUCUGUCCAACAACAAUUUCGGUGCUUUGAGUGUUCCAAAUUUAGCAGGGGUAAAUGCCCAAAUGGUUGCUUUCGACAUCAGUUUCAACAGGAUUAAUGGGUCACUUCCUGCUAAUUUUGCAAGCAUUGGAAGCCUUGCUGCUCUGUAUCUUAGUCACAACCAAUUCCAAGGGCCAAUUCCUGCAGAUUAUGGUAGGAAAACAGCCAUGGAAGGCUCUGAAAACAUGAGGCCUUUAUACAGGCUAUAUCUAGAGAGUAACUACUUGAGUGGUGAUAUCCCAGCUGUAUUUUUGGGCAUUUCCCCUGGAAAAAUUAUUGGUAGCUUUGCUGACAAUUGUUUGAAUGAAUGUCCUGCAAGAGUUACGCUGUGUCAGGGUGGACAGAGGCCUCCUAGUGAAUGUAGGACUGCUUAUUAAACCUCAAAUAUCGGACUAAUUGGACGAGUGCAAGCUGCAAUCCCUUAAUUUUGUUAGUGCGCUUUGUUGGAGGAGGUUUCUGGGUCUUUGUGUUCAUCUCAGUUUUGGGUUUCAUAGAUUGCCUGGCCUCGCAAAUGUCAUUAAAAAUCUUCAUUCUCAUUGAUCUAAAUAAAUCAUGAUUAUUAGAACAAAUAUGUUAUCAAUCUUCUCUUAUGAAAAAAUAGGAGGGGUCUUAAAUUCUUCUAUACUAUUCUUAGAGCAUUUAUCUUUGCAGUACAAUGUCUUCUCUUACAUAGACAAUUCCAGUGUUCUUUAUCCUUCUGUAUCAUUUUCUUCUAGAUUUACUAUCAUCUAGUAAGACAUUUUUAAUGUCUUCGGUAGGAGGUGUGUUAUGGCCACCUUUGAUGGCUGAUUAUAUUG
Messenger RNA from Cryptomeria japonica (Japanese cedar), 1808 nucleotides. Its product is annotated as probable LRR receptor-like serine/threonine-protein kinase At4g36180. The transcript is spliced from 3 exons. Bases 138 to 1388 code for a protein of 416 amino acids. NCBI's taxonomy places the organism in Eukaryota, Viridiplantae, Streptophyta, Pinopsida, Cupressales, Cupressaceae. Gene Ontology annotation, molecular function: protein binding. The record is from RefSeq and is a predicted model, not a curated record.